AUGCGACCUUAUCUAGGUGAACCUCGCUCGGUCUCCUCCUCCUCGGGCUCCUUCCAGCCGCCGCCGCCGCCGCCGCCGCCGCUGCCGCACGCCGCCGACCGGCAGCCCCUCUUCCCGGGGGGCUCCAGCAGCGGCGGCAGCCGGCGGGGCUCGGGGUCGAGCUCGGGCUCGGCGCGGGCCCGCCGCCCCCGCAGCCCCCGCAGCAGCACCGAGGAGGAGGAGGAGGAGGAAGAGGAGGAGGACAGCAUCAGCAUCAGCAAGCCCCUGGCGGCGGCGGGCGGGCGGCGCUGGGGCUUCCAGGCGCUGUCCCUGGUGCUGCUGCUGGGGCAGGGCGCGCUGCUGGACCUCUACCUGAUCGCCGUCACCGACCUGUACUGGUGCAGCUGGAUCGCCACCGACCUGGUGCUGGCGGCCGGCUGGGGCAUCUUCUUCUGCCGCAACAGCCGGGCGCGCCGCCGGGAGCGGCCCCCGCCGCCCCCGGGGCCGCCGCCGCCGCACCCGCUGCUGCUGCACGGCCCCCCCGGCGGCCGCGGGGCCGGGGUCCGAGGGGCCGGGGUCCCCCCGCGCGGCGGCGACUUCGCUUACGCGCACCUCGCCUGGCUCAUCUACUCCAUCGCCUUCACGCCCAAGGCGGCCCUGAUCCUGGGCACCUCCAUCCUGGAGCUGAUCGAGCUGCGCCUGCCGCUGGGCACCACCGGCUUCCGCAUCACCCUGGCGCUCUCCGCCCCGCUGCUGUACUGCCUGCUGCGGGCCAUCGGCACCGAGGGCGCCGGGCAGCUGCUCCUGCCGCCGCAGCCGCCGCCGCAGCACCGCGCCGCCGCCGCUUUCCUCGCCACCUGCCUCGACCUGCUCGACAGCUUCUCGCUGCUGGAGCUGGUGCUGCAGCCCGGGCGGCCGGCGCCGCUCCCCGCGCCGCUGCGCUACCUCCUAAUCGCCGUCUACUUCCUCUGCCUGGCCUCGCCGGUCCUGUGGCUCUACGAGCUCAGCGCCGCCCGGCCUCCCGGCGCCGGCCGCCUCGCCCUCCACCUCCUGCUGCCCGCCGGGCUGCUGGACGCCCCGCUCCUGGCGCUCCGCUGCCUGCUGCUCCUGCGCUACCAGCAGCCGCUCUCCCUCUUCAUGCUCAAGAACCUCUUCUUCCUGGCCUGCCGCGGCCUGGAGGCGCUGGAGACCUGCUGCCUUCUCCGCCCCGCCGCCCCGCCGCCCGCCAAGUACGGCCCCGCCGCCGCAGCGCCCGCCGCCGCAGCCCCGCUGGCCCACGGGCUCUCCGACGCCGACGUGGGCCCCCACGGGUACGUGAACGCCUUGGCGGUCACCGCCCAGGGCUGA
Messenger RNA from Colius striatus (speckled mousebird), 1326 nucleotides. RefSeq names its product transmembrane protein 121B (gene TMEM121B). Lineage: Eukaryota; Metazoa; Chordata; Aves; Coliiformes; Coliidae. The record is from RefSeq and is a predicted model, not a curated record. Bases 1 to 1326 code for a protein of 441 amino acids. The transcript is spliced from 3 exons.